Molecule: messenger RNA, 1800 nt
Organism: Trichomonas vaginalis G3
Lineage: Eukaryota; Parabasalia; Trichomonadida; Trichomonadidae
Product: maturation of SSU-rRNA
Exons: 1
Coding region: 1-1800 (599 amino acids)
Biological process (GO): rRNA processing
Cellular component (GO): nucleolus; small-subunit processome
Source: RefSeq, a predicted model, not a curated record
AUGUCGAAUGAGAAUGUAUCAGUAAAUGAUCUGCUUUCAGAUCUUAAUGAUGUCAACAACUUUGGUGACCUCAAGAAGAUGGCGCAGAAUCCUGUUGCACCUCUCCAAGAGACUUCUCUCGUCGCCCAGAAUAAAGCAAAUCGUAAGGCUGCUUUUGAGCAAGUCAAAUCAGAUGUCGAUGCAUGGGGUAUAGUCGCCUCUGAAGUUGAUAAACAAAGAACUAUCACAUUUGGCGAAUCAGAGAAAAAGAAAGUUCAAGAAUUUCAACCAGUCAAGUCAGAACUUGCAAGUACAGUCAACAACAUCCUUACAGAACAGAAAUUAACACGUGAAAGCCAACUCGCACUUGAAGACGAAGCAAUGUCCAAAUUAUCAGACAAAGAAAUCCGCGAGCGUGUUGAACAACUAGCACAUCUUAGAAGACUCCAGUUUUACAACGAAAUGAAAGCCCGUCGCUGGAAGAAAAUCAAAUCAAAAGCUUUCAGAAGAUUACAUAAGCGUGAAAUGGCCGAUAUUCCUCUUGAAGAACUUGCAGAAGUUGAUCCAGAGGCAUUCCAGGCCAAAAUAGCCAAAAUUGAAGCAGAUCGUGCCAAAGAAAGAGUUACAUUACGUCAUAAGAACACAUCUCAAUGGGUUCGUCGUGUUUUAGCACGUGGUCUUAAGGCAGCAUCAGCAGAUGUCCGUCAAAGCUACGAAGACCAGCUGAAACUCGGAGAAGAAUUAACCCGCAAAAUUGCCCUCAAAGCAGAAGCCGCCGGAGACGAAGAAGAGGAAGAUGAAGAGGUUAUACAGCAAGCCGCCAAGGAUUCCAACCUCAAACCACUCCUUGACAUGUCAUUUAUGAAAGAAGCCGCCCAAAAGAAAGAAAACGCGAUGGAAGACCUCGAAAAAGCCAUCAAAGACUUCGAUACAACACCUUCAUCAGGUAUCAUCAACGUCGCUUCGAAACCUGUCCAACAAUUACGUAAAAAAGGUGACAAGAAAGAUAACGAACAAAAAGUGACAGAAGAAAAAUCACAACCAGCAGAAAAACAAGAAAAAACAGAAGAAAAACAAGUUCAGAAGGAAGAAGUCACAGAAGAACCAAAGAAAGAUGAAGAAAAAGAAGAAGAAAAACCACAAACAAAAGUUCCAAAAGCAAAUCCAUGGUCGAGACACAACAAGAAACAGAAGAAGACAAUAAACGCCAAUUUCCAACAGCCAACGAAAGAAGAACUCGAAUCAAUGAACACAUCAGUUGAUUUCGCAAAGGAAGGACAAGAAGAAGAACUUGCGAAAAUGCUCGGAUACGAAGAUGAGUUCAAACGCGAGAAAGAAGAACAAGCAGCGAAAGAAGCAUCGAAAGAUGUUGCUUCAAUGGACGAAUUACACAUCGCUGGCUGGGGAAGCUGGACAGGAUUAGGAGCUGUUGAAUCAGAGAAGGCGAAGAAGAGAAGAGAGAACUUGGAGAAAGAAAGAAAAUCAAUCAUCGAAAAAGCCAUCAAAGAAAGAAAAGACGCGAAUUUGGACGGUGUCAUUUUGAAUGAAGAAAAUGAUACAGCGUCUAACAAAUACGCAAUCACAGAAGUACCAAGAGGAUACACAAAUGCAAAGCAGUUGGCUGCACAGUUGUCUUAUCCAAUUGGUCCUGAAUUCAACUCUGUAACAGGUUUCCAGAAAUUGAUUCAACCUGACAUGAAAACAGUCGCUGGUCAGGCAAUUGAACCAAUCUUCAUGACAAAGAUGAAUAAGAGAAAACAGAGAAUUGAUAAGAUGAAAGCAAAUAGAAAAGCUCUUGAAGCAAAGAAAUCUUUACAAUAA